Molecule: messenger RNA, 2010 nt
Organism: Pogoniulus pusillus (Red-fronted tinkerbird)
Lineage: Eukaryota; Metazoa; Chordata; Aves; Piciformes; Lybiidae
Gene: IDH3B
Product: isocitrate dehydrogenase (NAD(+)) 3 non-catalytic subunit beta
Exons: 12
Coding region: 33-1193 (386 amino acids)
Biological process (GO): tricarboxylic acid cycle; isocitrate metabolic process
Cellular component (GO): mitochondrion
Molecular function (GO): magnesium ion binding; NAD binding; oxidoreductase activity, acting on the CH-OH group of donors, NAD or NADP as acceptor
Source: RefSeq, a predicted model, not a curated record
CUCUCGCCGCGGAGCACUGUGGGGCGGCAGCGAUGGCGGCGCUCGGCGUGGGGCGGGCGGCGGCCGGGGGUCUCCUGCGUGCCCAGAGCCUUGGAGUGUGGAGGGGUCUGCGUUCCUCUGCCGCCCUCCAGCAGAUCCCGCGGGCCAAGUCAGACAAUGCCAAGUCAGAGAGCACCUUCCAGGUCACCAUGCUGCCUGGGGACGGCGUGGGCCCCGAGCUGAUGCACGCCGUCAAGGAGGUCUUCAAGGCUGCCAGCGUGCCUGUGGUCUUCGACGAGCACCACCUGAGCGAGGUGCAGAACAUGGCCUCAGAGACAAAACUGGACCAGGUGAUUGACUCCAUGAAGGAAAGCAAAGUGGCCUUGAUAGGGAAGAUCCACACCCCCAUGGAGUACAAGGGAGAGUUGGCUUCCUACGACAUGAGGCUCAGGCGCAAACUGGACUUGUUUGCCAACGUGGUGCAUGUGAAGAGCUUGUCAGGCUACCAAACACGCCACAACAACCUGGACCUUGUCAUCAUCCGCGAGCAGACGGAGGGGGAGUACAGCGCCCUGGAGCACGAGAGUGUCAGGGGAGUCAUCGAGUGCCUGAAGAUCAUCACCCGGGCCAAGUCCCAGCGCAUCGCCAAGUUCGCCUUCGACUACGCCACCAAGAAAGGGCGCUCCAAGGUCACGGCUGUGCACAAAGCCAACAUCAUGAAGUUAGGUGAUGGACUCUUCCUGCGCUGCUGCGAGGAAGUGGCAGAGCUCUACCCCAAGAUCAAAUUUGACACCAUGAUCAUCGACAACUGCUGCAUGCAGCUGGUGCAGAACCCUUACCAGUUUGACGUCCUGGUGAUGCCAAACCUCUAUGGGAACAUUGUGGAUAACCUGGCAGCAGGUCUGGUGGGCGGCGCUGGUGUGGUGCCUGGCGAGAGCUACAGCGCCGAGUAUGCCGUGUUCGAGAUGGGUGCCCGGCACCCCUUUGCCCAGGCCGUGGGCAGGAACAUCGCCAACCCCACUGCCAUGCUGCUCUCAGCCUCCAACAUGCUGCGACACCUCAACCUGGAAUUCCAUGCCAACCUGAUCUCGGACGCAGUGAAGAAGGUGAUCAAAGGUGGCAAAGUUCGGACACGGGACUUGGGCGGUUACUCCACCACUUCUGACUUCGUCAAGUCUGUGAUUGACAGCCUGCACCCCCACUAUGGUGCCUAGGAACCCCCCCCGAAGCCGGGGACGUCGCUGCUGUGCACUCCUCCAGCACCUGCCCAUAGCUCACAGCCCAGCAGCGCCCCCUCCUCUCUCCCUCACCCUGCCCGAGGCCUCCUGGUGCCCUAGGAGAGGGUGACCCUGCCCAGCCCCAACACCCAGUAGUCACCCUCUGUCACACCAGCAAGCACUGCUGCAGGGACCAGUCGGAGUGAGGAUCCCUGAGGUCCUUCUGAUUGAUGGAUGUGCCCUCCAUGCAGGGAGGGGCUCCGGGGUGAUAGGCCACCCCCCCCAAUCUCCACAGGCAGCUUUUAGGGACAGUGGGACCACGGUGGCUGUAGGAACAGGAAAGGAAAAGCCUUCGACGGAGGCUUUAGCAGUGAAGGGACCGCAGGGCUGAUGCCGCAGUGUGCCAGGGUUCCCUGCUUUGCUGCUCCACGCAGGAGGUGACGCAGCUGCAAGGCUUUGUCACCCCCUGUGUGCCAGGCGCCAGUGCAGGAUGCGGAGGCUGCUCCCUGCCCCCUCCCUCUGACACUGUGACUGGUUGCUGCAGGCUGGGGAAGCAGGGGGCUUCAGGCUGAACCACCUUCUGUGCAGGAAUUCUUUUUCCCAGGACUGCCCCACACCUCCACAGCAGCACUGCUAGGGGGUCCAGAUCCCUCUGGGGGGGGCUGCCAGCAGCAGUGUGGGGCUGGCUGGUGAAGGUGCUUGGUGGGACCACAGAAGCUCUGCCGUGGUGCUGUGUGUGUGUGUGAGAGCAGCUGGGACGUGAGCCAGUGCUGUGCUGUACACUCCUGCUCAAAAUAAAGGGUCCAACACUCCA